Molecule: messenger RNA, 1191 nt
Organism: Hyla sarda
Lineage: Eukaryota; Metazoa; Chordata; Amphibia; Anura; Hylidae
Product: phospholipase A2 inhibitor and Ly6/PLAUR domain-containing protein-like
Exons: 6
Coding region: 436-1026 (196 amino acids)
Source: RefSeq, a predicted model, not a curated record
GUGUGUCACCCCAGCAGUAAGGUGGGACGUGUCAAUGGGAGGAGUCAAGGGGGCAGCGGAAUUAGCUUUUGCCUAGGGUGGCAAAAAACCUUACACCAGCCCUGAUCCAAAGGAUAGGGGAUAACAUAUCUGAUCGUGGGGGUCCGACUGCUGCCCCCACAGUGGUCAUGAAGUCCAGAACGCUGAAGCACCGGAGUACCCCUUUAAAUGCAUGCAUAGUGUUUCAUAAAAGAGCAUGUUUAUAGCAAAGUUUGUAACAUACGUAGCCAAGGACACUCUGGGACAUAUUGUUCUCGGUAUAUAGCGCUAUUAUCAUCUGACUGCUGAUAUUUGUCACACAUUGCCACCUUGUGCAUAUAAAUAUAAUAGUCAUGUGGAUCUGACAUACAGAGAAUCAGACCUGAUACCGGACGACCAACUUCAGUUAUCUCCACCAUGAUGGGAUCCUUCAUUCUCUCUCUUGUUAUCUUCUGUGCCAUCUCAUGGACAGGUCUUGCUCUUCAAUGUCUUGAGUGCUUAAAAACGGACAGUGACACAUGUGAGGGGGUCUCGGUUGAGUGUCCAAACUCUGCGGAAUGUGUGGUGAUCUCCGAGCUCUAUCAUCCCCAUGAUUUAAUAAAACACUCAAUUAAAAGGGGCUGCAAUACCGGUUUGCCCUGUGACUCGGUAAACUAUAUCUCAAAUUUUUAUGACCAAGAAAUAAAAAGUUAUGUGAAAUGCUGUACAGAAGAUAACUGCAACACCGGUGACUACUACAUUCCUCCGGAGCCAACAGAGCACAAAGGAAAGAACUGCACCUCUUGUUAUAAAGGUGGCCUGAAAGAGUGUAUCAGUGACCGCACAGCUCAGUGCCUAAAUGAAGACGACCAAUGCUUGGAUUAUAUUGGAACAUUCAAAGAUCCAGAUCACGUUACCCAAGUACAAAAUUUUAAAGGCUGCGGAUCUCCUUUGGCCUGCCAAUAUAAGUUUGGAGCAUUGAUAGGCUUGGAAGAACUUGAGACCAUGCGUUUUACCUGUAUUCAAUAACAAAAUGUUGUGAAGGUUGGAACUAAACCUAGAAAAGCUCUGCAUUGUCUAAUAUCCAACAUAAUGACAAAGAAACAUGAGAAAUGGUGUAAUAAAACCCUGAUAAAGCAUCCAAAUCAAUGUGAUUCAAAAUGCGGUCUUCAUCUAAUAAGGUUAGGGCUCCGC